AUGAGUGUUGCUUUUCAGACAAAGCAGGACAAGAAUCUCCUUGACAACCUUCUCGCAGUUGUAACGCGACUGAAGACCGUAGAAGCGCAAAUGCUCCGUAUGCGCAAUGAAUGUCAGGAACGUGAGAAAAUAUGGGAAGCAGUGGAACGUGAGGUGAAAGAUCUCGAGGAAAAGGCAGUCAUUUAUCGGUACCGGGUCAUGGAGACGCAGUCGGUGCACUCUGAUACCAAGCACUGA
This is a messenger RNA of Ostertagia ostertagi, 237 nucleotides long. The record is from the annotation of a GenBank genome assembly. NCBI's taxonomy places the organism in Eukaryota, Metazoa, Nematoda, Chromadorea, Rhabditida, Trichostrongylidae.